UAGACCAACCCUCUUGUGUGUGUAUAUAUAACUGUCUAUCUCUAAGUCACUUCAGCAGGACAGCUACACAUGCACAUACAGUACACACAGACGAUCAUACCCAACAUAUCCGGUUCUCCUCUCUACAGGAUGGCGCUACAUGACUACCCCAUACCAGACCUUGACAUAACCUUGCAGGAAGCAGGCCGGGUCCUCCAACUCACCCUGAGCCCUGACCUGUUCAUGCAGUACAAAAAUGCCUUCCCUCAGCAGAGAGAGAUCCUCCAGGAGGCCCAGAGGAAGCUGUCCGACGCGGGUUCGGGUCGCGAGAACUGGGUGACGGAGCAGUUCAAAAGCUGCCUGCUGUCCAGUGCCGAUGCGCUGCCCACCUCAACUGCCAUCCCCAUAGUCCUGACCCAGUCGAAGACCUGGAAGAAUGACACUCAACUGGGGAGGGCAGCAGCACUGGUGUGGGCCAUGGCCAAGCUCUACAGUGAACCCUGGCUGGUCGAGGGAGAUGAGCCAAUGGAACGCACGCAGCAGUCAGAACUGUUUGCUGCCAGCCGAAUUCCUGGAAAGAAACAGGAUGAGAUUAAGCUCUACCCAGACAGUGUUCAUGCCAUCCUCACCAGCCGAGCCGGAGCGUUUCCCAUACAGAUCCUGCACAGGCCCAGUGCAGAGGGUCCUUUCAUCGCCUUGUCUCUGGGGGACAUAUACGAUCAAAUAGAGCACAUCAGUAACCUGCCUGCUGCUGGCACGGAGCAGGAUGCCUCGGCCAUCUGUGCCCUCUCCUCGCUGCCCCGUAGAGACUGGCAUGGCUUGAGGGAAAAGAUCCUGAAGAGCGGGGGGCCCACCGCGGCAUCCCUGAACAUCAUGGAGAGUGCCGUCCUGGCUGUCUCCCUGGAAGAUGGACCAGCACCACCUGACGUGGAAAGCACCCUCAAUGCUAUCCGACUUGGGGACAGAGGUUGGAACUGCUUGAGGUAUUAUGACAAGGUGGUUAACAUGGUGGUGUUCAAAGACAGAACAGCAGGCUUGGUGUUUGAACACAGUGCUGUGGAUGGAAUGGUGGCAGCGCUUGUGUCUGAAAGUGUCCUUUAUCUGUCAGAGUCACAGAAUAGAAACUUCAUCCAUGCCCAGACAGAGAAUAAAUCUGUAGCUCUUGACACUAGCUUGACAAAACCCAAACCCUUAACAUUUCAAUUGGAAGGUAUAGUCAUGCCAAGUCCACCUGCUGAAAUAUCUACUCCAGAAACCCACCGUAUUCUCACUUUUGAAAUGUCGUCUUAUCCCGAUAUUUUUACCAUCCUGAGGAGCCAACGAGGGGUUUAUGAUGCUUUCGUCAACUUUUCCCUGCAGCUAGCCUUGAGACAAACACUUGGGGAAUCAGCUGCAGAACACAUCAUUGUCACUCCCACACACAUGCGCCAUUUCAAACAUGGUCGCUGUGAUCCCACAUACUCCCUUACGUCCAGAUCUCGCCAGUUAAUUAGCACACUUACUACUUGCAUUGGUCCAGAUGGGAAUCCUCGGUACACCAAGGAACUCAUAGGCUUGUUCCAUUUAGCACUUUUGGAGCACAAAAAUCUAAUUAAAGCCACAAAAAGUGGACAAGGUGUGGGGCCUCAUUUGGCAGUCUUGCGUCAUUCCCUGUCCCCAAACAAUCCCUUGAAAAAGUUUCUGGAUCCUUUUGGAUGUCCGUCUGUGUACCUCACAGGAAUAGACCUGAUGGAAGGCAUAGAAUGUGCAGUUGGAAAUGUGUAUGCUCGUGACCAGCUUGCAGUCACCUACCUUGGAAGAAAAGACCGGAUUCGUAUCGUCCUGAAUGGAAAAGGUAGCUUUGCAAGUAUAUUGGACAAACUUCAUACAAACCUGCAAGAAACACUGAAGCUAAUUAUGCUCCUGGCACUUAGAUAUGCCAUUGCUGAGCAGAUGGGGGCACUUGAGUGUUUUCUGCAGGGGAAAGAUAAGUUCAGAAUCAAUGAAAACACUGAAGCUAAAAUCCACAAAGGUCCUAAUGUGUGCAGCAAACCACCACAAUCCUCAGAGAUGAAACCGGAUUUCACAUUGGUGAUUCAUGGUGGAGCUGGUGAAGAUGUGUCAUGGAACCAAAAGGCGGAGGUGGAUGUCCUUGAGUUUGCCCUGGAAACUGCCCUAAGCCUUGGGGCACAAGUACUGAGAAAUGGAGGGAGCAGCUUAGACGCAGUGCAGAGGAGUGUGGUAGCUCUGGAGGACUGCUUUCUCUUCAAUGCAGGCAAAGGUGCCAUCUACAACAAAGAUGGCCAACAUGAGCUAGAGGCUUCCAUAGUGGAUGGUAAUGGCAGCAACUCAGGAUCAGUGGCCUGCUUGCGUACUGUGAAAAAUCCAGUGAAGGCAGCCAGACAAGUCAUGGAGAAAAGUGUGCACUCUUUCCUGGUUGGGGAUGGGGCUGAAGAGUUUCUACAGGGAUUACCAGAAAAAGACAAGCCAGUGGAAGCUGAGUACUUUGACACCGAUGUGCGACGUAGAGAUUUUGAUGCCAAGCUCAACAGUAUCCAGUCCACCAAAAACAAUCAUCCACAAACUGUUGGUGCAGUUGCUCUGGAUAGGUGGGGUAAACUGGCAGCUGCAACCUCAACUGGUGGGCUUGUGGGCAAAUGGAAAGGCAGAGUGGGCGACACUGCUGUGAUGGGUGCAGGAGUAUACGCUGAUGAGAAAGUGGCAGUGACAUGUUCAGGUGAUGGUGACGUUUUCCUCAGGCAAACCGUUGCUCAAAGAGUUGCUAGUCUGUACAGUCACAAAGGCUACACACUCCAACAGGCCUGUCAGGAGGUGAUUUCUGAGAACCUGAAAGGUUGCCAGGCUGGAAUCAUUGCAGUGGAUCACAAAGGCCAAGCUGUGAUCGAGACAAAUGCAGCUGUCAUGUUUGUCGCAUCAAUGGUCAACAACACAAUUCGUGCAGAAGUCUUCAAACCAGCAAUCACCUUCUCCAACACAAUCUGGGAGACUGAUGAACUUGUUGCUUACUUACAACCUGACCCAUGGACUCCUGGGGCCACUGUACUAACCCGCAAAUCUUUCAGUGGUCCUUGUAGCAUUUUCCAGCUUACUGUUCAUGACUUCAAGAUGAUGCUACUCGGGGCCCGAAAAGUCUCAAAUCUCCUUUGUGAACGACUUGGCGUUCACCGUUGUGCCCUUGUAGUGCAUCCCCAGGAAGACCAGCCUGUCCAGAUUAAAGUACUGCCUCUGCAUGGCCUGGAACCUAGCUGGAGACCACACCUUGCUAGAGAAGAAGAGUUUAACCAUAAUAAUCCAGGCUACUGCACCUCUAAGAAUGGCCCACGUUGUGAAGAUGCUUACCUUGAUAGCAUCCAAGCCAAGAUACGAGCUAAGCUUCCAACACCUAAUGCUCCAUCCUGCUAUGACUUCCUGGGAGAUCAAUUACAUAACAAUCUUUUCUCGCGAAUUGUGCGUGGUGAAGAGAAACACUGGCGAGUGUGGGAGGACGACGGUCAUGUAGCCUUUCUAACUCCCUUCCCCAACACACCUGGAUUCACAAUUGUGGUGCCACGCAAACCGCUCCCCAGUGACAUCUUCCGCCUAGAAGAAGAAGACUACACAGCCCUCAUCCUUGCCGUCCAAAAAGUUGCACAGCUCUUGCAGGAAGGUAUGAGUGCCCAGAGAGUGGCUCUCAUUUUUGAGGGCUUUGAAAUUGAUUAUGCCCAUUUAAAGUUGAUUCCCUUACUGGCUUCAUCCUGUCCAGAGGUCACUGCUGUGCCACCACAGUUUUCCCAAACCUACCCAGGGUUUGUCACCUCGGCCAAUGGCCCACCCGCAUCACCAGAAGAACUUAAAAAGGUCCACACUCAGAUCACACAGAGCAAAGCCCCAAGGUCAUGGGAGGAUCCUCAAAGCCAUGCCACAUUAGCGAUAACCAACCAAUGGUACAGAAAUCUCUUCCAGAUCCAGAGCACCCUCUUUCACAGCACUGUAGAGUAUUUUCAUAACAUCUGUCAUUAUGCGUAUGCUUUAACUCCUGUCACCACUGACACGAUCUCAUCCCCAAUGGGUCUUGGGUCCGACUCAGAGCCUGUGGUUGUCAACAUGCUGGGACAAGAUGUCUUCUUGGCUGACUCCAUGCAGUUUGCCCUUGAAUAUUACCUGCGGUUCCAGGAAGGUCUACCCGGAGCCUACUAUGUCUCACCCAGUUUCUGGGGAGAAGAUCCUGAUGCCACACAUCUGAACCAGUUCUACCACAUUGAAUGUGAACUUCUGGGUGAUAUGGAUGCCGCCAUAUCUGUGGCCGAGAGCUUUGUGGCUCAUAUAACGCAACAAAUGCUGAAGAAACACUCUCAGAUCCUCCUGAGCACAGCUGGUACUCUGUCCCAUGCACAGGACCUGCUGAAAAAGCUUGAAGGGGGGAAACCCCUCCCAAGGGUCACCAUGGAACAAGCCAUCCCUAUGAUGCCGUCCCCAGACUGUCUGGAGUGGGUUCAAGAGGGCCAGCCUCAGUUUGGCAGAAAGCUCACUCGGAAAGGUGAGCGGGUCUUGAUUGAGAAAUGCGGUGGUGUCGUUUGGCUGACAGAAAUGGAUCACCUUGGACUGCCAUUCUAUCAGGCAUAUGUAGAAGGCUCAGACCGAUCUAAAGCCAAGGCUGCCGAUCUCCUGCUGGGACUGGGUGAGACUUUAGGCCUGGGAGAGCGCCACUCUAACCCAGAGACAGUGCAAGAGGCCUUGAGGCAUCACGCUGUUCCCGAAGAAUCAUACAAAUGGUACAUUAACAUGCGACAGGUCCUCCCCUUGCGCACCAGUGGGUGGGGCAUGGGCACAGAGCGCUACUUGUGUUGGCUGCUUCAGCAUAAUGAUGUCAGAGACAUGCAGAUCAUACCCCGAAUGAAAGCCAGGAAAUACAUGCCUUAAACGUUCUCAUUCAGAAAUCAGAAAGAGUUUGUGGACAACAUGAGUGAUAUGAUAGUUAUUUCAAAUGUCAAUUACAAUAAUUACACAAAUAUUUUUGAAUCAAAGAAUCACAUGUCAAGGCAUUGUGGGGAAGUUUCAGCCUUUUGAUAUUUUAUUGUUUGUCAUAAAGGAUGUUUAGGAGACAGUUUAAAAAACAAAUUGGAUCUGAAAUAUUAUAUGAUUUCAUUAUUUAGAGCAUGCCAUGAUCUUGAACAACAUAUCAACAUAUGAACAAAAUAUCAUAAAAAGCUGUAAUAGGAUCUGAAAGAUGCUAUUUGAAAAACGAAAACGUAGAAAGUCAUGAUUUACUAUUAAAAGAUUUUUAGUCAGCCCCAGCCAUGGCGCAACUGGCUGGGGCACUUGCACCGUACGCCGGCGACCCAGGAUCGAUUCCCGCCCCAUGGUCCUUUCCGGA
Molecule: messenger RNA, 5332 nt
Organism: Alosa alosa (allis shad)
Lineage: Eukaryota; Metazoa; Chordata; Actinopteri; Clupeiformes; Clupeidae
Exons: 4
Coding region: 70-4878 (1602 amino acids)
Biological process (GO): tRNA aminoacylation for protein translation
Molecular function (GO): ATP binding; aminoacyl-tRNA ligase activity; hydrolase activity
Source: RefSeq, a predicted model, not a curated record